UAUUUUAGAUCCUUAGUACGUCCCUACCGAAAUAAAGGAAAAGAUUUAUGGUUAGGUUGGGUAGGGAAGUCCAAAGGAUACUAGAUAGUACUAACCCAAUACAAAUAUUUAACGAACGACUGCAUGAGUAACGUUAGCUACCAGAUAUUAAGUGCUAGAUACAUUCUAAUAUGAAAUGUUAUCCAUGACUUACGUUUGAUUACCUACAAAGCAACAUAUUUUUGUUUCGCACAUUUUGAAGAGGUGAUCACUUACAGGUGACUGCUUGACUAAGAAUAGGGGCAUACUGCCUCUGUAUACAGUCGACCAUGGCGUCAUUGGGUGGAAGCAGUUCCUCUUCUACAGAGUACAUAGUCCGGGUCCCCAAGAACACCAGUAAGAAGUACAGCAUCAUGGCCUUUAACUCUGGGGACAAAGUAAACUGCUCCUCCUGGACCCAGGCUCGUAUGGAGCGGGACAUGAGUAACAGGAGGAUGUAUGGUGUGGAGGAGACUGAGGAGGGGGCGGCAGGCAGUGAGUUUGGGAAGAAGCAGAGGGAGGAGGCACGCAGGAAGAAGUUUGGAAUCGUUACCAGGGAGUUCAAGGUGGAGGACCAACCCUGGAUCCUCAAGGUCAACGGCAAGGCAGGGAAGAGGUUCAAGGGUACGAAGAAAGGGGGCAUAACGGAGAAUGCGUCCUACUACAUCUUUACCCAGUGUCCUGACGGGGCCUUUGAGGCCUUCCCCGUCAACGGUUGGUACAACUUCGUGCCCCAGGCCAAACACCGCACGCUGACCGCCGAGGAGGCAGAGGAGGAGUGGGGCAGGAGGAACAAGGUGGUGAACCACUUCAGCAUCAUGCUCCAGAGGCGCCUGCGGGAGCAGGAGAGAGGGCCGGACGAUGACGACGAGGAGGGCGAGAAGGGGGGGAAGAAGAAAAAGAAGAAGGGAGGAAGAGGAGGGGACCUGCGCAUCCAUGACCUGGAGGAUGACCUGGAGCUGAGCAGUGAUGAGAGCGACAGCAGUGGAGGAGAAGAUGGAGACAGCAAGCCCAAGAAGAAAGAGGGGGAUGUGAAGGGGAAGGGGAAGAAGAAGAAGAAGAAGAGGGGCAGUGACAGCGAGGCUAAUGAGGACAGUGACGAUGGAGACUUUGAGGGCCUGGAAGUCGACUACAUGUCAGAUGAGAGCAGUUCAGAGGAAGAGGUCGGCGAAGAGAAGGCCAAGUCCAAUAAAGAGGCCGUUCCCAAAGGAAUCGACGAGGCAUCGGAGAGUGAGGAAGAGAGCGAGGAGGAGAAACAGAACGAGGAAGAGGGGAAAGAGGAGGAGGAGGAAGAGGAAGGGAAGAAGACCCCAGUCCAGACAAAGAAGAAGAGAGACAGCAGCGGUGAGUCGGACACUUCGGAGGACAGCGACAUCGAUGGAGAGGCAGCCUCCGCUCUCUUCAUGAAGAAGCGUACUCCUCCUAAGCGCGGUGGUGGGCGUGGCUCUGGAGGCAGCUCCAGGACUGGCAGUCGCCCUGGAACACCGUCCAUAGACUCCGCCUCCACCUCCAACACACUCCGAGCCGCCGCUAGCAAACUGGAGCAAGGUAAGAGACAGGUGGUGGGUGGAAGCUCUGAGUCUCCAGCUGCCAAGAGGCUGAAGAUGGAGUCCAGCAGUACGGCUGUCACCACCCAGAGUCCUGUCCCCUCAGGGAAGAGCACGCCACAGCCCCCCUCAGGCAAAUCAACCCCCAGUUCCAGUGACGUUCAGCUGACGGAGGAGGCGGUGCGUCGCUACCUGAUCCGGAAGCCCAUGACCACCAAGGACCUUCUGAAGAAGUUCCAGACCAAGAGGACUGGCCUGAGCAGCGAGCAGACGGUCAACGUCCUGGCCCAGAUCCUCAAACGCCUCAACCCCGAGAGGAAGAACGUCAACGACAAGAUGCACUUCUACCUCACAGAGUAAACCGGGCUCGUGUUCAUUAGGGCAUGCGUUUUAAAAUGGAGACUGAGUCCAAGUUCCUCUUUCAGUCCCUUUGGUGCCUAAUGAACACGACCUAGGGAGGGAGGAGGAGAUGAAUAGGAGAGGAAGAGCAUGAGAGCAACGUCCUCAUUGAUUGAUCAGUGGAAGGAGGAGAAGGAUAGAACAGGGUCCUUGGAAGAGAGUGGAAUAAGGUAGAAAGAAAAGUGUUACGCAACUGUGAUUUGAGAUGCGGUGUGUAAACUAGCCUCAAUGUCUGUCUCUAGAAAUGGUUUGAAGUCAACUGUACCUGUGGCAGUCCUUUCAGGUCAAACAACUUACUCUUACAAAAUGUAGGUUUAUCAAUGAAUUACGCAGAUGUGAAGGUAUCAACGAAAACAUUCCGUGUAGAUCUUGCCUGCUGACUCAUCUCCCACCACAACCCACUGGAUUCAACAAGACAAGUGUGGGUUAUUUUGUACGAUUUGCCGUAUCUCCCCAGGCCUCUUUCUCAUUUUAGAAGUAUUUUUUGUUUUAUUUUAAUUUGUAAUAAAACCCUGCUGUUGCCGUG
Oncorhynchus masou masou (cherry salmon) is the source of this 2490-nucleotide messenger RNA. RefSeq names its product general transcription factor IIF subunit 1-like. The transcript has 14 exons. Gene Ontology annotation, molecular function: TFIIF-class transcription factor complex binding; RNA polymerase II general transcription initiation factor activity; DNA binding. The record is from RefSeq and is a predicted model, not a curated record. Gene Ontology annotation, biological process: transcription initiation at RNA polymerase II promoter; positive regulation of transcription elongation by RNA polymerase II. Gene Ontology annotation, cellular component: transcription factor TFIIF complex; nucleus. The coding region runs from base 309 to 1925 and encodes 538 amino acids. NCBI's taxonomy places the organism in Eukaryota, Metazoa, Chordata, Actinopteri, Salmoniformes, Salmonidae.